UUUGUCAAGUGAGGAGGAGGAGGAGGAAGCGGCCGCCGCGGAGUCCGCUGCGCGGCCGGCCCGGAGUACCCAGUGAAGAAUGUGAUGGGAUCACUAGCAUGUCUGUGGAGAGCGGCCCUGGGACGAGAUUGAGAAAUCUGCCAGUAAUGGGGGAUGGACUAGAAACUUCCCAAAUGUCUACAACGCAGGCCCAGGCCCAACCCCAGCCAGCCAACACAGCCAGCACCAACCCUCCACCCCCGGAGACCUCCAACCCCAACAAGCCCAAGAGGCAGACCAACCAACUACAAUAUCUGCUCAGAGUGGUGCUCAAGACACUAUGGAAACACCAGUUUGCGUGGCCUUUCCAGCAGCCUGUGGACGCCGUCAAGCUAAACCUCCCUGAUUACUAUAAGAUUAUUAAAACACCUAUGGAUAUGGGAACAAUAAAGAAGCGCUUGGAAAACAACUAUUACUGGAAUGCUCAGGAAUGUAUCCAGGACUUCAACACUAUGUUUACAAAUUGUUACAUCUAUAACAAGCCUGGAGAUGACAUAGUCUUAAUGGCAGAAGCUCUGGAGAAACUCUUCUUGCAAAAAAUCAACGAACUACCCACAGAAGAAACUGAGAUCAUGAUAGUCCAGGCAAAAGGAAGAGGACGCGGGAGGAAAGAAGCAGGGACAGCAAAACCUGGCGCCUCCACGGUACCAAACACAACUCAAGCAUCAACUCCUCCGCAGACCCAGACCCCUCAGCAGAAUCCUCCACCUGUGCAGGCCACGCCUCACCCCUUCCCUGCUGUUACCCCAGACCUCAUCGUCCAGACCCCUGUUAUGACAGUGGUGCCUACCCAGCCAUUGCAGACGCCCCCACCGGUGCCCUCCCAGCCACAGCCCCCACCCACUCCAGCCCCCCAGCCUGUGCAGAGCCACCCACCCAUCAUUGCGGCCACCCCACAGCCUGUGAAGACAAAGAAGGGGGUGAAGAGGAAAGCAGACACCACCACCCCCACCACCAUCGACCCCAUUCAUGAGUCGCCCUCACUGCCCCCGGAGCCUAAGACCACCAAGCUGGGCCCCCGGAGGGAGAGCACCCGGCCUGUGAAACCCCCAAAGAAGGAUGUGCCCGACUCACAGCAGCAUCCAGCACCAGAGAAGAGCAGUAAAGUCUCAGAGCAGCUCAAGUGCUGCAGUGGUAUCCUCAAGGAGAUGUUUGCCAAGAAGCAUGCUGCCUACGCCUGGCCCUUCUACAAGCCUGUGGACGUAGAGGCACUUGGCCUGCAUGACUACUGUGACAUCAUCAAGCAUCCCAUGGACAUGAGCACAAUCAAGUCCAAACUGGAGGCCCGUGAGUACCGCGAUGCUCAGGAAUUUGGUGCUGAUGUCCGAUUGAUGUUCUCCAACUGCUAUAAGUACAACCCUCCUGACCAUGAGGUGGUGGCCAUGGCCCGAAAGCUCCAGGAUGUGUUUGAAAUGCGCUUUGCCAAGAUGCCAGAUGAGCCUGAGGAGCCAGUGGUGGCCGUUUCCUCCCCAGCAGUGCCCCCUCCCACCAAGGUUGUGGCCCCGCCUUCAUCCAGCGACAGCAGCAGUGAUAGCUCCUCGGAUAGUGACAGUUCCACUGACGACUCCGAGGAGGAACGAGCUCAGCGGCUGGCUGAGCUGCAGGAGCAGCUCAAAGCCGUGCAUGAGCAGCUUGCAGCCCUCUCGCAGCCUCAGCAGAACAAACCAAAGAAAAAGGAGAAAGACAAGAAGGAAAAGAAAAAGGAAAAGCACAAAAAGAAAGAGGAAGUGGAGGAGAGUAAGAAAAGCAAAGCCAAGGAACUUCCUCCCAAAAAGACAAAGAAAAAUAACAGUAGCAACAGCAACACAAGCAAGAAGGAGCCAGCACCCAUGAAAAACAAGCCCCCUCCUGCAUAUGAGUCGGAAGAGGAGGACAAAUGCAAGCCCAUGUCAUAUGAAGAGAAGCGGCAGCUCAGCCUAGACAUCAACAAGCUGCCUGGCGAGAAGCUGGGCCGUGUAGUGCACAUCAUCCAGUCACGGGAGCCUUCACUCAAGAACUCAAACCCCGAUGAGAUUGAGAUUGACUUUGAGACCCUGAAACCGUCCACGCUACGAGAAUUAGAGCGCUACGUCACCUCCUGUUUGCGGAAGAAAAGGAAACCUCAAGCUGAGAAAGUUGAUGUGAUCGCUGGCUCCUCUAAGAUGAAGGGCUUCUCGUCCUCAGAGUCAGAGAGCUCCAGUGAGUCCAGCUCCUCUGACAGUGAAGACUCCGAAACAGAGUUGGCUCCGAAGUCAAAAAAGAAGGGGCACCCUGGGAGGGAGCAGAAAAAGCACCAUCACCACCACCAUCAGCAGAUGCAGCAGGCCCCAGCCCCUGUACCCCAGCAGCCACCCGCGCCACCACAGCAGCCCCCGCCCCCACCCGCUCCACAGCAGCAGCAGCAGCCCCCACCCCCACCAGCCCCACCCUCCCUGCCACAGCAAACAGCUCCUGCAAUGAAGUCCUCGCCCCCACCCUUCAUUGCUACCCAGGUGCCUGUCCUGGAGCCCCAGCUCCCGGGUAGCGUCUUUGACCCCAUCAGCCACUUCACCCAGCCCAUUCUGCACCUGCCGCAGCCUGAGCUGCCCCCUCACCUGCCCCAGCCACCUGAGCACAGCACUCCACCCCAUCUCAACCAGCAUGCAGUAGUCUCUCCUCCAGCUUUGCACAAUGCGCUGCCCCAGCAGCCAUCGCGACCCAGCAACCGAGCCGCCGCCCUGCCUCCCAAGCCUGCCCGGCCCCCGGCUGUGUCACCUGCCCUGGCCCAGCCCCCCUUACUCCCACAACCCCCCAUGGCUCAACCCCCUCAAGUGUUGCUGGAGGAUGAAGAGCCACCCGCCCCACCCCUCACCUCCAUGCAGAUGCAGCUGUACCUGCAACAGCUGCAGAAGGUGCAGCCCCCUGCACCACUACUCCCUUCCGUGAAGGUGCAGUCCCAGCCACCACCCCCUUUACCCACCCAGCCCCACCCCUCUGUUCAGCAGCUACAGCAGCAACCACCUCCACCACCUCCACCCCAGCCCCAGCCCCCACCCCAGCAACAGCACCAGCCCCCGCCUCGGCCUGUACACUUGCAGCCCAUGCAGUUUCCCACCCACAUUCAGCAACCCCCACCACCCCAGGGCCAGCAGCCUCCCCAUCCACCCCCAGGCCAGCAACCACCCCCACCUCAGCCUGCCAAGCCUCAACAAGUCAUCCAGCAUCAUCCUUCACCCCGUCAUCACAAGUCAGACCCCUACUCAACUGGUCAUCUUCGUGAAGCUCCCUCCCCGCUUAUGAUACAUUCCCCCCAGAUGCCACAGUUCCAGAGCCUGACCCACCAGUCUCCACCUCAGCAAAAUGUCCAGACUAAGAAGGUAAAAGGGCAGGGUUGGGCCAACACCACAGGGCCAUGUGUGGGCUGGGCCUGGGGGCAACUGCCCACCUCACCAGCUGCUGUGCCUUUGCCAUCCCAGGAGCUGCGUACGGCUUCUGUAGUCCAGCCCCAGCCCCUGGUGGUGGUGAAGGAGGAGAAGAUCCACUCACCCAUCAUCCGUAGUGAGCCCUUCAGCCCCUCUCUGCGGCCAGAGCCCCCCAAGCACCCAGAGAGCAUCAAGGCUCCCGUCCACCUGCCCCAGCGGCCAGAGAUGAAGCCUGUGGAUGUUGGGAGGCCUGUGAUCCGGCCCCCUGAGCAGAAUGUACCCCCGCCAGGGGCCCCUGACAAGGAUAAACAGAAACAGGAGCCAAAAACUCCAGUUGCACCCAAAAAGGACCUGAAAAUCAAGAACAUGGGUUCCUGGGCCAGCCUGGUACAGAAGCAUCCAACCACCCCAUCCUCCACAGCCAAGUCAUCUAGUGACAGCUUUGAGCAGUUUCGUCGCGCUGCUCGGGAGAAGGAGGAGCGUGAGAAGGCCCUGAAGGCCCAGGCUGAGCAUGCUGAGAAGGAGAAGGAGCGGCUUCGGCAGGAGCGCUUGAGGAGCCGAGAAGACGAAGAUGCGCUGGAACAGGCCCGGCGGGCCCAUGAGGAAGCACGCCGGCGCCAGGAGCAGCAGCAACAGCAGCGCCAGGAGCAGCAGCAGCAACAGCAGCAGCAGCAGCAGCAGCAGCAACAGCAGCAGCAACAGGCAGCAGCAGUAGCUGCCGCCGCCGCCCCCCAGGCCCAGAGCUCCCAGCCCCAGUCCAUGCUGGAUCAGCAGAGGGAACUGGCCCGGAAGCGGGAGCAGGAGCGAAGGCGCCGGGAAGCGAUGGCAGCUACCAUUGACAUGAAUUUCCAGAGUGAUCUAUUGUCAAUAUUUGAAGAAAAUCUUUUUUGAGAGCACCUAGGUGACUUCUGACUUUAAUUUUCUGGCAAAACAUUGACUUUCCAUAGUGUUAGGGGCGGCAGUGGAGGCAAGUAGCAGCAGCCAGGGGGUGCCUCUGGGCCUGGCCCUCCUGCAUGCUAUGCCCUGGGCAGGCCUGAUGGCAGCUGAGGAUUGCAAAGCCUGUCUGCCUUACGGCCAGCCAGACAGAUGUCCUGCCACCUGCCACCCCUCACAGGACGUCAGCUCAGAGCAUGCCUUGUUAUGAGCAAGUGCCGGCCGGACCCAAGCCCUGCGUCCCCAAGUGUGGGGCAGAGGCCCUUCUCUCCGCCAAAUGUCUACACAGUAUACACAGGACAUCGUUGAUGCCGCCACCGUGAAUGGUUUUCUGUCCCUGACAAGAUGACGUUUGUGAUGUCCUGCCCACUGGGAGUUCUUCCCCCACACCCCAGCCUUUGCCGCCCACUCCAAGGAGGCCAGGGCAGGCCCAUGUGGGCUGGUGGCAGGCAAGGCAGGCCACCCACUUGCUGGCACUGACUUUGCCUUGAACAGAUCCCACCCCUUUCCUCCCCCCACAAGCCUUUAAUCGAGAGCCGCUCUCUGUAAGUGUUCGCUUGUGCAAAAGGGAAUAGUGCCGUGGAGGUGUGUGUGUGUCCAUGGCAUUUUGGGGCAAGGUAACUGUCCCAUGCGUGUGUGGGCAGGCCUUGCCCAGGGAGUAAGGCCACCAACCAAAGUCAGUUCCUUCCCACCUGUGUUUCUGGGGCUUUUUUUCCCCUAUAUAUAUUUUUUGUUGUUGAAUUCUAUUUUAUUUUUAAUUCUUUCUUCUCCUCCAGACACAAUGGCACUGCUUAUCUCCAAAAUGGUGUGAUCGUCUCCUCAUUGAGCGGCGGCUACCACCGCGCUGUGGGUAGUGUGUGACCGUGGCUGUACUGUAUAGUGAACAUAGUUGGCAUAUCUUUGUUGGAAGUUUGUUGGUGACUCCACCAAAUGGAUUAAAAAAAAAAAAAUCCACAAAAAGAACAAAUUGCAAAAAAAAGCCUGCCUAUAUUUUACUCAGUUUCAAACUUUAUUAGUCUAUUUUUAAUUAUAAAACCAGAAAGCUGCGAUUUCUUUUCUUUCCCCUUCUUACCUCCCCCCCCCAUUCAUUGACUUGUUUUUUAAUGUCGAAUCUGUUUGAGUUGUUUUUUUAUCAAUAAAAGAAGGGCCAGGGGACAAAGUGGGCACCAGGCGCUGUGGGGGUGGGGAUACCACAGACUGAGGCAGAGGCUCCUCAGCCCUGCGCCCAGACCCAAACAGCUGGCUGCUCCUUCCCACACUUUUUUUAAUUUUGUAAUUGGAGCCCUUGGUGAGGUUAUGCGUGCCAUGAGAGCCCACUCUACCACCAGAACGCUGGUGCCUCAGUGUUGGCCAAACUCUGGAGUCACUGACUGGUUUGACUUUCAUACAGUGAAUAUGCAUUUGGUCUGUACUGAUCAUGGAAUAAACACAUCUCUCUUUUUUAAUGCUGAUGUCUCCCUGACAUUUCUUUGUGAACCAACUAUUGCCUAGGCUAGGCCCAGGGACUCCCCUGGACCCCCAGACCACCUCUGUACAAGAAUGCCUCUUUCUGGUAGCCUGUCCCUGCUUCCCUGGGUACAAAGAGCCUCUCAGGCUUGUAACAGCCACCCCAAGCUGAAGCUGUGACAUGGAGCCCAAGCACCCAUUCUUACAGACCCUAACCUAGGUGGGUGACAUGCUUCAGCAGAACUCUGGCCAAACUCCAGAUAGUGUUCUUCCCUUUCACCUUCCUUCAUCUUGGUCUCCCAUUCACCAAAGGACUUGGGCCACUUCUACCUUGCUUGCCUCUACCUAACUCCUUUCAUUUAAGCUCAGGGUUAACCAGAUAUUCUUAGAUAAGCGUACAUCCCCCCAUGCACAUACACAUACACAUUCCUGCCCAAGAAAGCCCACAAGUGGCCUCCCAGUCAGCCCUGCGUAUGUGCCCACCUGUAUGCACAUGCCCUAGCCACAGGCACAGGUGGUGCUCAAGAACAGCCCCUAGGAUGUAAAAUACAAGUAUGUAAUUUAUACGUAUGCAAAGACAAACUGAAACAUUUCUAGCACUGUUAUGUUAACCUACAUGCCCCUUUUUCAACCUGAAAGGCCCUUUAUGGUCUUACAUUUAGGUCUGCCAAGCCUCCCAGGAAGGGUGUAUUCAGGCAUCCAGCCUGGGGCCCCUUGCUUCCUUGAUGUCCCUGCCCACCCAGGCAUUUCCUCAUACAUCACUGUACUUGUUCAAGUGUGACAUUUUGGUUCUUCGGGGUUUCUUCCAUCUCAUCCCACCUCCUUGUUUUUGUUCCUGGUUUUGUUCAGAAACUUCCCCAGGCUGGUCCAACUGUUGAGCUGGGGAGAUGGUUUUGUAUGCACCUUCCUGCUGAAGAUUUGAACUCUGCCAUGGCCUUCUCCACACCUCCCUGAUGGGUGUUCUCUAACUGGGUUGUAAUUAGAACUGGGAUCUAUUUAAUUUCUCCAGCCAUUUCCCAAUCCUUCCCACAGUACUAGAAAUUUUAGACCUAUACAAGAGUAAGAGGUGUGUACAAGCUCCCACUGUACUGUAUGCACGGAUCGCUUGGCCAAUAAUUAUGUCAGUGAAUCUGAGACUUGUAUUAAACACUUUAGACAUUUGUAGAAGGGAAUUCGUAGACUUUUCACUUAUACUAAAGGUUCUUUUUUUUUUGUGCAGUUCUCAUUGCAAAAAUAAACAUUUGUACUGAAUAUAAAGUUA
Nycticebus coucang (slow loris) is the source of this 7059-nucleotide messenger RNA. RefSeq names its product bromodomain containing 4 (gene BRD4). Gene Ontology annotation, biological process: positive regulation of transcription elongation by RNA polymerase II; chromatin remodeling. Gene Ontology annotation, cellular component: nucleus; chromatin. The record is from RefSeq and is a predicted model, not a curated record. NCBI's taxonomy places the organism in Eukaryota, Metazoa, Chordata, Mammalia, Primates, Lorisidae.